AUGUCCACUUACAACCACACCCUGGGCUCUUCCUCUGCCAAGGAGCACCAUCGCGCCCAGAUGCCCUUCACCCCGCCCCACUCGACCCGCUCGGCAUUUGCCGAGCUGCCGCUGACGCAGAAGGACCCGCCGCGGAACAAGCCGGGGGUCCCGGCGGGGAAGCGCUCGGCCUCGGCCCACACCGACGAUUCCGGGAGCGAGUCGGGGUCGGAGUCGGACGACGAGGGGUAUGACGACUCGGAUGCGGGCUCGGAGCGCGGGCGGCCGUACGCUGCCCGCGAGCCGGCGGGUGUGCCGGCGGCGGCGACGGGCAGCAGCAGCACCAGCCCGGACCCGGAGGAGGCGUUCACCGCCGAGGACUCGCCCUUCGCGACGCUCGAGCCCGGCCUGGCCUGCGAGUCCCAGCACGCGAUCUACGACCUCGCCGGCGCCAUCACCCACGCGCUCACCGAGUAUCGCCAGCAGUUCGAGCGCUGGGAAGCCACCCCCAACCCCCCGCGCUCGGUCGUCAGAGCGAGCAUCCUCAUCGACCAGGCCUUCGCCCGGUUCAUCUUCGCCCUCGAGCCCUUCAAACACACCGCCAAGGCCGUCCACUCGCUCGCCCACCUGAUCAGCGAACUGGGCUCGUUCCUCACCCAGCAUCGUCUGACCGACAGCACACAACUAUGGAACGGUCUUGGCCGGCUGGCCGACGAGAUCUCCCAGGCGGAAGACGGGCUGGGGGGCGGGCUGCAGGAGAUCGGGGAGCUGAACGACUGGGUGGAUGCGCUGCUGACGCCGGCGCUGGCGGAGGUGAAGUUCCUGCGGCUGCAGCCGGCCGACCAAGUGAGUGCGAUCCUGGACGUCCACUCGUACCUGUGCGACUCGCUCGCCCGGGCCGCCCAGAUCCUCGCCGUCUUCCGCGCCGGGCUCGCCCACACCGCCCGGGCCAUCGCCGGCCUCCAGGCCGCCCUGCUCGACCACCAACCCGGAUUCCCGCUCGAGCAGACCAUCCAGUGGUCCGCCACCGCCGCCGCAUCGCUCUCUGCCACCGCCGACGCCAUCGCCCUCUUCUGCUCGAUCUCCGACUACAUCCAAGCAUCCUCCCGGGCCGGCCCCGCCGCUGCCACCGCCCCAGACUCCAAUCCCCAUCCCUCCUGCCAUGCCAUCUCCUACUAA
Puccinia triticina is the source of this 1158-nucleotide messenger RNA. RefSeq lists its product as uncharacterized. The record is from RefSeq and is a predicted model, not a curated record. Lineage: Eukaryota; Fungi; Basidiomycota; Pucciniomycetes; Pucciniales; Pucciniaceae. The transcript is spliced from 2 exons. Bases 1 to 1158 code for a protein of 385 amino acids.